Entelurus aequoreus (snake pipefish) is the source of this 4206-nucleotide messenger RNA. It is a transcript of the gene yes1, whose product is annotated as YES proto-oncogene 1, Src family tyrosine kinase. Bases 358 to 2010 code for a protein of 550 amino acids. The record is from RefSeq and is a predicted model, not a curated record. The transcript is spliced from 12 exons. Gene Ontology annotation, biological process: protein phosphorylation; cell surface receptor protein tyrosine kinase signaling pathway; innate immune response. Gene Ontology annotation, cellular component: extrinsic component of cytoplasmic side of plasma membrane. Lineage: Eukaryota; Metazoa; Chordata; Actinopteri; Syngnathiformes; Syngnathidae. Gene Ontology annotation, molecular function: signaling receptor binding; non-membrane spanning protein tyrosine kinase activity; ATP binding.
UCCCUCUCGGGCCUCGGCUGCUAGCCCGGCUAUUGUGGGGGGACAAGUCCCGAGCAGUCGGACAUUUUUAGGACAUUUAAAGCGGCAUUUUCCCCUUGUUAUGUCCGUUCAACGAACACCCAACACCGGUCUGCGUUCCCCCCCUUUUUGAAGGGCUAUCCGAGGUUCUGGCGGAUGAUUUCGAGCCCCCGGUGGAGUAGUUAGUAGGUAUGGGACGGACGACUGAGAUUUGAUUGUGCGUGUCUCCACUUUGGACUUAAAACAACAACAAAGGGAGGACAGACCGAGGAGACAAAGACAAUAAGACGCAUGUAGUCUGACUCCGACGCUGCAGCGAUCGCUUUUAAAGGCUUGACGAUGGGUUGCGUCAAGAGUAAAGAGGACAAAGGCCCCGCGCUGAAGUACCGACCGGAUAACAACACCAAUAACACUCCCGUCAAUGCCCACCUGGGCCACUACGGGCCAGAGCCCACCAUGAUGGGCUACUCGCCGGCAGCGAAGAACCUCAAUAAUAGCUACAACAGCCACGCCGCUGCCAGCGCCCUCACACCUUUUGGCGGGGCGUCGUCCACCAUGACGCCCUUUGGCGGCGCCUCCACCUCCUUCACGGCGGUGGCUGUGAGCAGCCCCUUUCCCGGUGUAAUUACAGGCGGUGUCACAUUCUUUGUGGCGUUGUACGACUACGAAGCGAGGACGUCGGACGAUCUGUCGUUCAAAAAAGGGGAUCGAUUCCAAAUUAUCAACAACACGGAAGGAGACUGGUGGGAGGCUCGUUCCAUCAACACGGGACAGAAGGGUUACAUCCCCAGCAACUAUGUGGCCCCCGCUGACUCCAUACAGGCUGAGGAAUGGUAUUUUGGCAAGAUGGGCCGCAAAGACGCAGAGAGACUUUUAUUGCUACCGGGAAAUCAGCGAGGGACAUUCUUGGCCCGAGAAAGCGAGACGACCAAAGGUGCCUACUCUUUGUCCAUCCGGGACUGGGAUGAAGUAAAGGGAGACAACGUGAAACAUUACAAAAUCCGAAAGCUGGACAGCGGCGGUUAUUACAUCACCACCCGAGCUCAGUUUGAGACGCUACAGAAGCUGGUCAAACACUACACGGAACACGCCGAUGGUCUGUGCUACAGGCUGACGACGGUGUGUCCCACGGUGAAGCCGCAGACUCAGGGCCUGGCCAGGGAUGCUUGGGAGAUCCCCAGAGAGUCUCUGCGACUGGAGGUCAAACUGGGCCAAGGCUGCUUCGGAGAGGUCUGGAUGGGCACGUGGAACGGUACCACCAAAGUGGCUAUCAAGACCCUGAAGCCCGGCACCAUGUCGCCAGAAGCUUUCCUGCAAGAGGCCCAGAUCAUGAAGAAGCUGCGACAUGACAAGCUGGUGCCUCUCUACGCCGUGGUGUCCGAAGAACCCAUCUACAUCGUCACCGAGUUCAUGGGCAAAGGCAGUCUACUGGACUUCUUGAAGGAGGGAGAUGGCAAAUAUCUGAAGCUGCCCCAGCUGGUGGACAUGGCUGCACAGAUUGCAGACGGCAUGGCCUUCAUCGAGAGGAUGAACUACAUCCACAGGGACCUGAGAGCCGCCAACAUUCUGGUAGCCGACAACCUGGUGUGUAAAAUUGCCGACUUUGGCCUGGCGCGGCUCAUCGAGGACAAUGAGUACACCGCCAGACAAGGGGCCAAGUUCCCCAUUAAAUGGACCGCGCCGGAAGCAGCUCUUUAUGGACGCUUUACUAUCAAAUCAGACGUGUGGUCGUUUGGUAUACUACUGACUGAACUGGUCACCAAAGGCAGAGUGCCCUAUCCAGGCAUGGUGAACCGGGAGGUGCUGGAGCAGGUGGAGCGCGGCUACCGCAUGCCGUGCCCUCAGGGCUGCCCCGACUCGCUCCACGAGAUGAUGCAUCAUUGCUGGAAGAAGGAGCCGGACGAGAGGCCCACCUUCGAGUACAUCCAGUCCUUCCUGGAGGACUACUUCACGGCCACCGAGCCCCAGUACCAGCCGGGAGACAACCUGUAGUCCCACGGUCCUGGACUCAGUGAAUGAACGAGCUGGAGCAAAGUGCAAGAGGCGGAAGAAAUGGCCACAACACUGUGAUCAAUACCAGACUAGUUAGUCCUCCUCAUUUCAAAUUGAUUUUCUACUGUUUUUAUAAUGAAUCAACUCUUUUUAUUUUCCUCACCUUUUUUUUUUCCGUUUUCUGCAAAAAAAAAUAAUUCUCCGCCAUUUGAGUCGAAAGAUCUUUUAUAUGUACAGUAGUUGUGUUGGCAGGAGUGUACGCGGGACAAAUGUACAGUAUGUGCAGAAAAUGUUGUAGAAAGUGCGACCGGGUGGAUGAAUGACAAGAUGACUUUUCUACCUUUUUUAAUGCGUUUCAAACUGACAGCAUCUUAAUGCGGAAACUAACUUUCAAGCAAAAAAAACAACAAUGUUUCUUGUGACCAUGCAGGUUAUUUGUGUUGUAUUAUUGUAUGGGAGUGGGAAGCACAGCGCAACAAAACACAGUGUCAUGUCUGACCUAGCACACAUUCAAAAACAUCAACGGAUUUGAGUUUUCUUUGUCGUGUAAUGUCAGUUCAACACAAAGUUUAUGUUCCAUCAUCUCAACAUUAUACAACAUAACUUAAAGGCCUACUGAAAUGAUUUUUUUUUAUUUAAACGGGAAUAGCAGAUCCAUUCUAUGUGUCAUACUUGAUCAUUUCGCGAUAUUGCCAUAUUUUUGCUGAAAGGAUUUAGUAGAGAACUUCGACGAUAAAGUUCGCAACUUUUGCUCGCUGAUAAAAAAAAAGCCUUGCCUGUAGCGUAAGUAGCGUGACGUCACAGGAGCUAGUAUUCCUCACAAUUCCCCGUUGUUUACAAUGGAGCGAGAGAGAUUCGGACCGAGAAAGUGAUGAUUACCCCAUUAAUUUGAGCGAGGAUGAAAGAUUCGUAGAUGAGGAACGUUACAGUGAAGGACUUGAGAGGCAGUGAUGGACGUAUCUUUUUUCGCUCUGACCGUAACUUAGGUACAAGCUGGCUCAUUGGAUUCCACACUCUCUCCUUUUUCUAUUGUAGAUCACGGAUUUGUAUUUUAAACCACCUGGGAUACUAUAUCCUCUUGAAAAUGAGAGUCGAGAACGCGAAAUGGACAUUCAGUGCCUUUUAUCUCCACGACAAUACAUCGGCGAAAUGCUUUAGCUACGAGCUAACGUGAUAGCAUCGUGCUUUAACUGCAUAUAGAAACAAAAAAAUAAACCCCUGACUGGAAGGAUAGAUAGAAAAUCAACAAUACUAUUAAACCGUGGACAUGUAAAUACACGGUUAAUGCUUUCCAGGCUGGCGAAGGUUAACAAUGCUGUGCUAACGACGCCAUUGAAGCUAACUUAGCAACGGGACCUCACAGAGCUAUGCUAAAAACAUUAGCUCUCCACCUACGCCAGCCAGCCCUCAUCUACUCAUCAACACCCAUGCUCACCUGCGUUCCAGCGAUCGGCAGAAGGACGAAGGACUUCACCCGAUGCGUUUGGCGGCCCGGAGACGUAGGAAGUCAAGGUGAGGUCGGCGGCUAGCGCGGCUAGCGCUCCAACAAAGUCCUCCUGGUUGUGUUGCUGUAGUCCGCUGCUAAUACACCGAUCCCACCUACAACUGUCUUCUUUGCAGCCUUCAUUGUUCAUUAAAAAAAUUGCAAAAGAUGUCCAGAAUACUGUGGAAUUAUGAAAUGAAAACAGAGCUUUUUGUAUAGGAUUCUACGGGGUACCAUAACUUCCGUUACUCUGACUUCGUCACGCGCAUACGUCAUCAUACCGCGACGUUUCAGCCGGAUAUUUCCCGGGAAGUUUUAAAUGUCACUUUAUAAGUUAACCCGGCCGUAUUGGCAUGUGUUGCAAUGUUAAGAUUUCAUCAUUGAUAUAUAAACUAUCAGACUGCGUGGUCGCUAGUAGUGGCUUUCAGUAGGCCUUUAAACUAUGUGUACUGUCUGUCCAGUGAUGGGGGGAAAGUAGCGUAAGAAUAACUUGGACAAAGAUGGUAACUUUUUUAUUUUAUUUUUUAAUUUUGGUUUUAAUUCAAUGUCUGUUUUAUGUUGAGAACCUAAUAUGUGAUUGUUCCUAAAGUCAGGACUUGAACUAUUGACAGAAAAUGCUAAUAGAAUUUUUGUACAGAAAAAAAAUAAACUGUUUACUUGACAAUACAGUUUGGAUUGAGCUUUUCCGUCAAAUCAAGCUUUGUUGGGACGUU